Colletotrichum acutatum is the source of this 1535-nucleotide messenger RNA. Its product is annotated as S-adenosyl-L-methionine-dependent methyltransferase. The transcript has 9 exons. The record is from RefSeq and is a predicted model, not a curated record. Bases 70 to 1176 code for a protein of 368 amino acids. Lineage: Eukaryota; Fungi; Ascomycota; Sordariomycetes; Glomerellales; Glomerellaceae.
UUUCCCAACAUCGACACUCACCACCUGACCAUAAAUAAGUGAGGUAGUGAGUCCACUUGCUGUAUUAGAAUGAUAAAUGCCAUGGCUCAUCUUACAUACGCCGCCAAUGCCGAGCCUUCUAGCCAGCAUAACUCAACACUCUACAGUAUGCCUCCAGUGGACGACAACGAAGAUCUGAUUGUAGACGACCAGGAGAUCACUGAAGAUGUCAGCUCAAUCUCUGGCAACAGUACUAUUGAAUCAUCCAAUACAAGUGUGGCAAGCUCAGUGCUUGAUUACCGCCUCGAAAACGGACGAACAUAUCACAAGUAUAAAGAUGGCAAAUAUUACGUACCCAACGACGAAAAGGAGAAAAACAGACUCGACUUACAACACAACAUGUUCCUCCUCAUGUUCGACAACAAGCUUGGGUCCGCCCCGCUGAACGAGAGAGGUACAAAAAUUGGGCGGACACUAGAUCUCGGCACUGGAAGCGGGAUAUGGGCCAUGGAGUUUGGUGAUGAACAUCCUGAAGCGGAGGUUCUUGGUAUCGAUCUUUCCGCAACGUGGCCAAAUUACAUGGGACCGAACGUGAAAUUCGUGAUAGAUGACCUUGAGGAACCCUGGACUUAUGCCAAGCCGUUUGAUUAUAUCCAUAGCCGCAUGAUGGCGUCUUCCAUCGGCGAUUGGGAGACGUACAUACAGAGAUGCUUUGACAAUCUGAAUGCUGGCGGAUAUCUGGAACUCAAUGAGUUCGACAUCAUUCCCACGUCCGACGACGGAACGUUGAGGAAAGAUUCCGCAAUGCUGAAGUCAUCUCAAAUGAUUAGAGAAGCUGCAGCAAUAUUUGGACGACCAUUCCGGGAUGUUGUAGGAUUAGCAGACCUGAUGAGGGGCAUUGGCUUCAGGGAUGUCUACAUCAAACGAUUCAGAUGGCCAACCAACGCAUGGCCUAAAGACCCUAAACACAAGGAGUUGGGACUGUGGAAUAAUGAGAACAUCACAACCGGGUGGGAAGGCUUCUGCAUGGCGCCUUUUACGAGAGCGUUGAACUGGACGAGGGAAGAAGUUCUGCUGCUCAUGGACCAGGUUCGCCAUGAGUUCAACGACAAAAGCAUUCAUGCAUACUUCAAUGUUUGGUCGAUCCACGGCAGGAAGCCUACGGCAGAUGAGAUAGGCUUCGGGGAGGAUAACUGAGUGAUUUGUGGUAUUUGUAAAUGGUUCAUCUGCCCGUGCUAGUCUCUAUCCGAUCUCAUCUUCGGACUUAUGAUCACUCCCUCAAGUACGAAUCCGAAUUGCGGCAGGUUCAGGCCGCGAAAGCUGGUGCGUGGGUUGCUAGUUGAGAUUGAAUUCGAGCUUGCAUCUAUAACGCAGUUCUGUUACAUGUUAUAUCGUUUCAGACGAAGUUCUGACGAAGUUCUGCUGAUAAUUAGGCGGAAAUCCAUCCUAAACUUUCUUUCCUUGCUCAAGUACCAGACUCCCUUUGCGAUCUUCGCUCGCUGGCCACUCUGCGCGCUGGCUGUACUGUCCACAUUGGCCACCUCCAGCAAAUUUGG